AUGGCCCGCCGGUAUCCCUUCUCCUCCAUCUUGAGCCUCCUGCUCCUCCUCCUCUCGUUGGCUGCCGUGCAAUCCCAGGCCGGAAAGCUACACCAAGAGCAUGGGGACGCACCGGUUCGCCGCUCGCCAGACGGCGUCGUGUCUCUGAGGGGCAGCCUCUUCGAGACAGACAACGUCGUGCCAGGCGAGCAAGCCCAUGCCGCAGCGAGACCUCGCCUCGUCCCGCGUCAGCUUCGAAACUCCACCACCACCGCCAACGCCACGAUCAGCGAAGCGGAGCAGAUCGUCCUCGCGGCGCAGGCCGAGGCCGCGGAGCGCAACGCCCGGCUCGUGGCCAAUGUGCGACGCAACCGCUACGAGUUCCACUCGCCCACGCCGUCCAAGGGCCUCCUGUCGCCCAGCGGCGACGACAACGCCACGGGCGUCAACGAGACGGUGGCCGAGGCGGCGGCCGUGCUGACCGAGGUCAUGAUCCAAAACGGCACGCUCAGCGUCGACGACGAGUCUGCUGCGUCGGACGGCCCGCUGCAGGCCCGUCAGUCGGGCACCUGGUGGCUCGAGGGCAUGACGCAGAAUGGCCUGUCGCCCUUUGCGCCGUCGGGGUACAAGGUGUGGCGCAACGUCAAGGACUACGGCGCCAAGGGAGACGGCGUGACGGAUGACACGGCCGCCAUCAACAAGGCCGUCUCGGACCAGAACCGGUGCGGCCUUGACUGCGGCAGCACUACGACGCUGCAGGCUGUGGUGUACUUUCCUCCGGGCACGUACAUUAUCAGUGGAAGUAUCAUUCAGUACUAUCACACGCAGUUCAUCGGACAUCCGACGAAUCGCCCCGUGCUGAAGGCGUCGCCGGCCUUUGUUGGUCUUGGCAUGAUCUCUUCUGAUGUCUAUGUUGAGGGCGGAGAGGGAGCCCAGUGGUACAUCAACCAGAGCAAUUUCCUUCGCCAAGUGAGAAACUUUGUGCUGGAUAUGACAUCCGCCCCUCUCCAAGCAUAUGUUGCCGCCAUCCAUUGGCAAGUCGCCCAGGCCACAUCCCUCCAGAACAUCAAGUUCGUCAUGUCCACCGUCGCUGGUAACAACCAGCAGGGCAUGUUCAUGGAGAACGGCAGCGGUGGCUUCAUGAGCGAUCUGGAGUUUGUCGGCGGCGCCCUCGGCAUGUACGUCGGCAACCAGCAGUUCUCCGUGCGCAACCUCAAGUUCUCCAACCACCUGUCCAAGGCCAUCGAGAUCCACUGGGACUGGGGCUGGACGUGGAAGGGCGUCGAAAUCUCCAACUGCCCCGUCGGCAUCGUCAUGGUGUCGCCCGACGCGACAACAAAGGUCGGCUCGGCCAUCUUCAUCGACAGCAAGAUCACAAACUGCCCCGUGGGUCUCCAGCUGCAGAAGCCGGCCGCCAAGGCCGCCAUCUCGCUGUCUCUCUUCUCCGUCACCACGAGCAACGUGCCCGCCAUCGUCAAGUACGUCGACGGCGCCACGCUGCUCGCCGGCUCGACGGGCACCAGCACCGUGGCCGCCUGGGGCGUCGGCAAGCGGUACGACACGCAGAACGGCGAGGCGUCGGGCGUCCAGCAGUCGGGCGCGUACCCUCGCGCGCCCGUCAUCUCGGGCGGCCUUCUCAAGAACCCCAGCAGCCAGACGUCCGGGUUCUUCGACCGCUCCAAGCCCCAGUAUGAGUCGAGGCCUGCCAGUGACUUUGUCAACAUCAAGCUCGCGCCCUACAACGCCAAGGGCGACGGCAAGACGGACGACACGGCCGCCCUGAACUCGGCGCUGUCGGCCACGGCGUCGGCCGGGAAGAUCCUGUGGCUGCCGGCAGGCGUCUACAUCGUGACGGACACGGUCUUUGUGCCCCCCGGCGCCAAGGUUGUCGGCCAGUCCUGGUCUCAGAUCAUGGGCCAAGGCACCAAGUUUCAGAACGCAAACGCACCGUACCCCGUCGUCAAGGUCGGCAACCCCGGCCAGUCCGGCACCGUCGAGCUCCAGGACCUCAUGCUCACGGUGCGAGGCAAGACGGCCGGCGCCAUUGUCUUGCAGUGGAACAUCAAGGAGUCGUCCAAGGGCUCCGCCGCCAUGUGGGACGUUCACGUCCGCGUCGGCGGUGCUGCCGGGUCGGACCUCCAGGUCAAGAACUGCCCGAAGCUGACGGGCGCCGUCAACCCGAACUGUAUCGCGGCUGCGAUGCUGGUGCACCUGACGCCGCAGUCGUCUGCCUAUUUUGAAAACACCUGGUUCUGGGUGGCUGACCACGACCUCGAUAUCCCGGCUCAAACACAGAUCGAUAUUUUUGUUGCUCGAGGUGUGCUCAUCGAGAGCACCAACCCCGUCUGGCUGUACGGCACGGCGAGCGAGCAUUGCGUCCUCUACCAGUACCAGACGAUCGAUGCGUCCAACAUCUUCAUGGGCAUGAUCCAGACGGAGUCGCCCUACUUCCAAGACACGCCUCGAGCACCGGCGCCGUUCGGCACGGCGCCGGCCAUCUACAAGGCGUCCGAUCCCACCUUUGACUUCUGCAAGCCAGGCGAGCGCAAGUGCGCCGUGUCCUGGGGCGUCAGGAUCGUCAACAGUGAGAAGAUUUACAUCUACGGCGCCGGUCUGUACUCGUGGUUCGACAACUACGACCAGGCGUGCGUCGGCACGGAGGACUGCCAGAGGCGCAUGGUGUCCAUCGAGACGAGCAGCGAUAUCUGGAUUUACAGCCUCAUCACCAAGGCGACGAUCGAGAUGAUCAGCCCCGUGGGCGGAGUGGCCGUCCUCGGCAAAGACAACAAGAUCAACUACUGCGACGUCGUCAUGGCCUGGCUGGGCAGCGCCACGGGCGGGAGCGCGAGCAAGGGUGUCAUCUACCGCUCGCCCAUCUCGGCGACUGUCAUUCCGCUGUCGGCGACGACGGUGCCCAAGGGCGCCACGCUGACGAUCGACCGUCCCGUGGCGAGCAACGUCGUUUCGCUGCCCAAAGAUGGCAACCAGAACCAGCCCAAGGGUCCUGGAGCGUCAAAGUGCAACACCUGCGAUCUGGCCCGCGCCAUAUCCUCGACGUGCUGCGGCACGGGAGGCAGCUUGGGCAACCCCAUCAAUGUUCCCGCCGGCGUUCCGAUCCCGAGGCCUUUCCUCCUCCCGCCCGGCUUUGUUCCCAACCAGCCCAUCGUCGACACGGCCGGCAAAGAGUGGCAGGCCGGCGUUCCCUUGACGCAGGAAGUCGAGGUCCCAGCGGGCACAGUCUUCACCUUCCCGCUCAUCGUGCCGGCAGGCCUCCCUUUCAGUGACAAGUACACACCCGAGGAAAACCAGGACGACGACGACAGCGGCGCCCUCUACCUGCCUGCCGACUUCUGGGAGGGCGAGCACACUGUCAGCUGCCGGUACCCCUGCACCAUCGUCUACCCGCCGUCGGCCACGACGACCACCUGGAUCCCACCGCCGCUGACGACGGUGGUCAGCAGCCAGACCAUCACGUUCACGGUCGAGAAGCAGACGACAGAAAAGGUGCACAUCUCCAAGACGACGGUCAAGACGGAGAGCGGCUCGCAGCCGACCGUCAUUGUUGCUCCCGUCCCGGCGCCCAAGCCUCUCUGCAUCAGCUACACGAUCCCCGUCGUCAACAUCAAGGUCAAGUUCGGUCUCUGCCCGCCCGACCUCAAGCCGUUUCCCCCUCCGAUCCCCAAGGUCACCAUCAUUCCCGUGCCCCCCGGCGGCAAGCCGGGGCCCACGACGCCCGGCAACAAGCCUUCGGAGGAGCAGGAGCAGCAGGAGGAUGACGAGACGCGCGACAACCCGGUGUGCCCCUUUAUCCCGUACAUCUCGGACGACUACGACUCGGGCCUUCCGGGGUACAACCCCUUUGACCCGGAAAACUACGAUCCGGACACGGACAGCUACCCGUGGAAAAACGGCGGCAGCGGGAACAACGGCGGCGGCGGCGGCAGCAGCAGCGGGCCGGGCGCCGGCACGGGAACGCCCAAGACGACGACGAUCCCCGUGCCGCCCAAGACGACGCGCACGACGACGGCCACGACGCCCGUGUCGACGAGCAACCCGGUGCCCAAGCCGACGGACCCGCCCAAGCCGAAGCCGCCGCAGCCGGGCACCAACAAGGCGACGUGCUGGGGCAGCGGGCGGCAGGUGUUCGGGCACGAGCUGCAGGACGCGCUCAACAAGUUCUGCGACUACGCCGACGGCACGCGCAUCCACAGCAACCAGGAGUUCGCCAUCGCCAAGUCCGGGUCCUGGUGGUCGAUGCUGCACGUCGGCGUCACGGGCAAGAACAACUGCGAGUUCACGAUCCGCGCCCAGGAGUGCAAGGACAUCCUCAACGAGGUCGUCGGCUGCAAGCCCUACAGCGCCUCGCUGCUGCGCAUCGGCGGCUACGUCGAGAACAACUGCGCCAUCUGGAACCUCGAUCCCGACGCCAGCCUCGACGGCGAGUGUCCGCCGAUCCCCAUUCCCCUUUUGCGCUUGUUCUGCGCCGCGAAGCGCGUGUUUGACUAG
Messenger RNA from Verticillium nonalfalfae, 4485 nucleotides. RefSeq lists its product as uncharacterized. Bases 1 to 4485 code for a protein of 1494 amino acids. The record is from RefSeq and is a predicted model, not a curated record. The transcript has 7 exons. Gene Ontology annotation, molecular function: polygalacturonase activity. Lineage: Eukaryota; Fungi; Ascomycota; Sordariomycetes; Glomerellales; Plectosphaerellaceae.